Salvia splendens (bonfire salvia) is the source of this 2481-nucleotide messenger RNA. RefSeq names its product probable LRR receptor-like serine/threonine-protein kinase RPK1. The transcript has 3 exons. Gene Ontology annotation, biological process: protein phosphorylation. NCBI's taxonomy places the organism in Eukaryota, Viridiplantae, Streptophyta, Magnoliopsida, Lamiales, Lamiaceae. The record is from RefSeq and is a predicted model, not a curated record. The coding region runs from base 1 to 2481 and encodes 826 amino acids. Gene Ontology annotation, molecular function: ATP binding; protein kinase activity; protein binding.
AUGGGGAAGACCAUGAGCAUGGAUGUGAAACAUGGAGAGAAGAGAAUGGUUGGUGAAGUUCGAGAGGGUCUCGUAAAUAACCAAGUUGACAACAGUACAGGAGGAUCGAGGGAUACUAGUUCCAAACACAAAUUAGAUGGAAUAGUUGCUUUGCCAAUAUUGAGAGGAAUAGCGGCGGUGGCAGACAUGGGGAUGAAGGUUUCUCUGCUUUCUGCUGCAGUUGAUCUGCUUUUUCUGUGCAUUCUGUCGUCAGUUUAUGCACAAUCUUCUGAUGAAAGAAUGGCACUUCUUGGAUUGAAGAGAUCCUUUUCUGAUCCUCAAGGGAUUCUCGACAGCUGGAAUGCCGGUAGCUCCGACCACUGCUCGUGGUUCGGAGUUUCCUGCAGUUCCGAUUUCAGAGUUACUAGGCUGGAAAUCAGAGGUAAUAUCUAUAGCUCUCAUCCUUGCUCUAUCGAGUCGGAAUCGGCGAUGCAUGGUAUUAGAAUCACGAGAAACUGCUCGGGUUGGUCUGUGGCUAGUGGGACUCUAGGGGGAAGAUUAUCGGCUGUUAUAGGAAAGUUGACGAAACUUAGGGUUCUAUCGCUUCGUUAUAAUGGAAUUGGUGGUGAGAUUCCUUCUGAGAUAUGGGGAUUGACAAAUCUUCAAGUGCUUGAUCUUGAAGGGAAUGACUUUCUUGGUCGUUUCUCGGAUUUUGAAUUCUUCGCUUUGAGGGAUUUAAGGGUUCUUAAUCUUGCGUAUAACAGGGUUUUUGGGAGGUUUCCACCUUCUCUGUCGGAAUGUAGGGGCUUACGGAUUUUGAAUAUAGCGGGAAAUGGAAUCAUGGGCGUCAUCCCCGAUUUUCUCAUGGGGUUUGGGAAGUUGAGAGUUAUAAAUUUUUCGUUUAACCGGUUGGUUGGCUACAUUCCAAGUACUCUUGGAUACGAUUGUGCGUAUCUCGAGCAUUUGGAUCUGUCACAUAACUUCCUAAAAGGGAAAAUUCCACGUGCUUUAGAGAAGUGCAGCCUUUUGAGGACAAUUUUGCUAUCGUCAAAUGCACUACGUGGCGCUAUCCCUAACGAGCUUGGGAAACUUCGAAAUCUUGAAGUUUUAAAUGUGGCAAGAAAUGGAUUAAGUGGGCCUCUCCCUGCAAAUCUAGGGAAUUGUACUCGUUUGUCGGUUCUUGUCCUCACGGGUCACUUCAAUGCUCUUCGCGUGAAGAGUAAUCCACGUGGCAGAGUGCCUUAUAGAUCUUCCGAUGCAGCUUUGGGUCAUGAUAAUGAUUAUAACUCCUUCAAAGGUACCAUUCCUGAAGAUAUAACAACACUUCCAAAACUCGAGAUUUUAUGGGCUCCGGGCGCAGGCUUCGAAGGCCACUUUCCGAGAAAUUGGAGCCGUUGUAAAAGUAUGAUGGCGGUAAACCUAGCUCGGAACCAUUUGAAGGGCAAUGAUCAUCGACUACGUAACUUUAUCGUGGCAUCUGUGAUAUCUGGUUUCGUUGCAGUGGCUUUGAUUUUGAUAGCUCUGAUCUGUUACAGCAGAAGGAAGAAGAAGCCGGUGACAACAACUGCGAUUGAGAUUCCAGCCUCGACUGAGUCAGAGAAAGUCAUCCUCUUCAGUGACGUAGGCGUGGAUCUGACCUUUGAUGACAUAGUCGAGGCAACGGAUAAUUUCAACAUAAGAAAAUGCAUUGGAAGCGGCGGAUUUGGCAAGACCUACCACGCACAAAUAGCUUCGGGGAGAAAUGUGGCGGUCAAGAGGCUGACUGCGGAGAGGCACCGAGGCGCGGGGCAGUUCCACGCCGAGGUGAGCACGUUAAGCCAAAUUAGGCACCCUAAUCUCAUCACGCUCUUGGGCUAUUACGCGUGUGCACCGGAGAUGAUGUUGAUAUAUAACUAUCUGCCCGGAGGGAAUCUCGACCAGUUCAUCAGGGAUCGCACGAGGAGAGCCUUCGACUACGCGAUGCUGCACAAGAUCGCACUCCACAUCGCCUCCGCGCUCUGCUACCUGCACAACCAGCGCAUCCUGCACCGAGAUAUCAAGCCUAGCAACAUCCUGUUGGAUGGCAACUGCAACGCAUAUCUGGCGGACUUUGGACUCAGCAAGAUACUCGAGGGUGCUGAGAGCCAUGCCAUGACGCGCGUGGCUGGGACCUACGGGUACAUAUCUCCUGAGUACGCGCUGACAGGGGUGGUCUCGGACAGGGCGGACGUGUUCAGCUAUGGCGUGGUGCUUCUGGAGCUCAUGUCGGAGAAGCGGGUGCUCGACCCCUCGUUCUACUUGCACCAAAAUGGAUUCAACAUCGUGUCGUGGGCGUGUAUGCUGCUCGAGCAGGGUCAGGUGAAGGAGGUGUUUGCGGACGGCCUGUGGGACGCAGGACCACAUGACAAACUGGUGAAAUUGCUGUACGUGGCCGUGAUGUGCACCGUCGAGUCUGUUACGGAGCGGCCGGCAAUUAGGCAGGUGGUGGACCAGUUGCAGCAGAUUGAGCCUUGUAGUGAUUGA